AUGACUAUGGUUAAAUCACUUAAAGAUAAAAAUGACUCUUCCUCUGCCACUUCAUUAACAGAGCUACUUACAGGGCAAUCUUCAACUCCAGAAAAUAUUCCUGCAUUACAAUAUGGGCAUGAAAUGGAAGAGGAAGCAAGGCAACACUACUUAGAAGAAAUGAAGCGCCUUGGCCAUAAAGAUGUAAAAGUAGAACCUUGUGGAUUAUUUGUAAUGCAAAAUAAGUCUUUUCUAGGUGCAAGCCCUGAUGCAGUAGUUAGUUGUAGUUGUUGUGGUACGGGAGUAUUAGAAAUUAAGUGCCCCUAUAGUAUUGCAAACCUAAUUCCCUCUGAGAGUAACUUGACGUAACUCAGAAAAACUGCAGUGGAUGGCAAAGUUAAUUUAGUAAGCAGCCAUCCAUAUUAUAGCCAGGUACAAACCCAAAUGGGUGUUACUGGGAGAAGAUGGUGUGACUUUUUGGUUUAUACACGUCAUGGUAUUCACUUAGAGAGGAUCAUGUUUGAUCAGCAGAGGUGGCUACAAAUUCUAUCUGCAGCUGAAUAUUUUUUUAAUAACCACAUUGCUCCAGUGUUAAUUCAUAGUAACACUUCUGGUAGUUAA
Molecule: messenger RNA, 600 nt
Organism: Porites lobata
Lineage: Eukaryota; Metazoa; Cnidaria; Anthozoa; Scleractinia; Poritidae
Source: the annotation of a GenBank genome assembly